Messenger RNA from Scomber japonicus (chub mackerel), 4971 nucleotides. It is a transcript of the gene phactr4a, whose product is annotated as phosphatase and actin regulator 4a. The transcript has 16 exons. Gene Ontology annotation, molecular function: actin binding. The record is from RefSeq and is a predicted model, not a curated record. Gene Ontology annotation, biological process: neural crest cell migration; actin cytoskeleton organization. NCBI's taxonomy places the organism in Eukaryota, Metazoa, Chordata, Actinopteri, Scombriformes, Scombridae. Bases 561 to 3713 code for a protein of 1050 amino acids.
CCACCUUUUGACAGCAAAGUAUUAACAAAGAAGUUUUAAAACACAACAUUUAACCUCUCUCUUGGCGUUUUAGUGGUUAAAAAAAUUCAGGCGAUAUUUCUUUACACGAGUGUUUCCACCCGCUUUCAGAAAGUGAAUAUUGUGACUUUAUUUGGGACAAAAGCUGCUUGGUGAAGCUAGUUCCGCCUUGCUUUUGUCCCUUGUGAUAAACCGCAGCGACAAGUGUCAAAAGUAAUCACAGCUCAACGAGAAACAAGGGGGAAAAAACACGUCUCCUGUCACUUUUGGAUAUAUUUCCACACAAACCAAGCUCUGCGUAGAAACGAUACAAGCGGAUUGUCGCAUCUCGCAGGGGCAGCGAACGCAUCACCUACUGAGCAGGAGAGGUUUUGGUGGAUAGAAUCUUAAUACACAGAGGAGUGCUGUGAUCACUGUGCUGCUGCUGCAAGAAGAAAGCAAAGAAGAAAUCAGAGCCAGACUACGAGUAUUUUGGAGGAUUUUAUUGCAGAUCAAUGAUCUUCACCAGAAGAGCUGUUGACUGCUGAGUUUUGGACACUGUGAUGGAAAAUCCUGACGAUGAGGUGGACCUGCAACACAGCACGACACCGGGCGAAGACGGAAACUCGGGCGGGGGAACGCCUCCGACCAAACGCAAAGGCAAAUUCUCCAAAAUGGGAAGAAUCUUUAAGCCCUGGAAAUGGAGGAAGAAGAAGCCGAGCGAGAAGUUUGCUGAAACGUCUAUAGCUUUGGAAAGAAAGAUUUCAGUUCGAAAAAGUCGCCAAGAGCUGAUAGCAAGAGGUGUUCUAAAGGAAAUCCCAGAGAACGAGAGCAACGAUGUGAACCACUCUAAAGCACCGGUGAAGAAUGGCCACCCUGUGCCCAUGGACGUGGACAAGGUGUCUGAAGUUGGAGUUCGGGUGACCCGAGGGGAGUCGGACAACAAGUCCAACACCCUGAGGCUGGCACAGGGAGACGAACGCCGAAACAGAGCGCCGUCCGACGCCUCGCGGAGCAACCGGGCGCCUCUGGACGUGGACUCUCACGCUCGGCUCGCCGUGGACGCAGACAGGAGAAGCCGCCUGCCGUCAGACGUGGAUAAGAGAGGGUCUUUACCCAGAGGACCCUCGCAAGACGACAGAUACCGCAGAGACGAGAGGGAGGACAGAGGGAGGAGGGACAGGGAGGACACAGAAAGAAGGGAAAACAGGGAGAGAGAAGGAGGAGGAGGGGCGGACCGGAGGGAAGACAGAGACUUCAGGGAAAGGCGAGAUUGGAGAGACGAUAGAGAGAAGAGAGACGAGAGGACGGAGAGAGACAACAGGGAAAGGAGGGAUCGGGACGAGAGGGAGCGAAGAGAUAGGGAUGAGAGAGAAAGGAGGGAUCGGGACGAGAGGGAAAGGAGGGAUCGGGACGAGCGAGAAAGGAGGGAUCGGGACGAGCGGGAAAGGAGGGAUCGGGACGAGAGAGAAAGGAGGGAUCGGGACGAGAGGGAAAAGAGGGAGCGCGAAGAUAGAGAAAGGAGGGAUGACCGGGACAGACGAGAAGAUAGGGAUCGACGGCCCGAGAGGGAAAGGAGAGAGAACCGAGACGACAGAGAAAGAGAAGACCGGGAGAGGAAAGACCCUCGAGCGGAGAGAGACGACAGAGACAGAAGAGAGGACAGGGACAGACGAGAUGACAGAGAGAGGAGGGAGGACAGGGACAAGCGGGAGGACAGGGACAAGCGGGAGGACUGGUCCAAGAGGAACGAAAGACCUCGACGAGAGGAGCGGGAGAAAGACAGGAGGGAAAAGCCGGAGCCUCUUCGCACCGCGGAAGAAUCCCGACCCCCCGUCAGACCCGGACCUGACGUGGACCCUAGACCUCCUCUACAGAAGAGCUCCUCAGAGGACAACAAGAAGCCUCGUCCCGCCUCCGAGGCUGACCGAAGGACCACCUUACCCAGAUACAACCCGGCUGCUGAGUUCAGAGAACGUUCAGAGUCUGCAGCCGCCGGCGUCCGCUUCGCCCCCGACCCCCACCCGACACCAGACUCCCAGCCAGAUCCUCCCCCGGCCAGACAAGCCCUGCUUCCCCCGAAAUUCCUCUUAGCUUCCUCCACAGAUCCCGCCGCCUCCUCUUCAUCCUCCUCCUCUUCAUCCUCCUCCUCUUCAUCCUCCUCCUCCGCCGCUCCUAUAGCCGUGGCAAGGCCGCUAAGGACUGUCUCCCUAAUAACAGACGACCCACCUCGACCCUCCUCCACCAUCACAACCACCUCCUCCUCCUCGGGCGACUCUAGUGCACCGCCCCCCGUCCCUCCCCACGGCAAGACGCCUCCCGUCCCCCCACCCAAACCCACCAACCGCAACAGCAACCCCGCACUGCUAGCUGAGCUUUCACAGUCUGGCAGCGGCAUCAUCGUGGUGCCAGCGCCCGCUAAACGAUCUCCACCAACCCCACCCAAGAGGAUGACCCCUGUCACCAAGCGCCAUUCCAUGGAUCCUACUCCUCCCAGCCAGACCCCGGAGUCCUCCUCCACCACCACCGCUACCGAUCCGGCCCCCACCUCUGCACCACUGCCCCCUGCUGCCCCUAAAGGAGACAACAGCGAGGACGCAGCAGCAGUCCAGCAGCAGCAGCCCUCCACUGACUCUCUGGCACCACCACCCCUGCCCUCCCACAUACCCCCGUCUCCUCCAAGAGUUCAGUCGCUCCCUCCGCCAAGCAUCACCACCACCACCUCCUCCGACCCCCCAAGCCCCACCACCGAGCCUCCCAGCCAGCCUCCGGCCAUUCCUCUUCACAUCCUCAUCCAGAGAGCGCUGGCCAGCCCCGGCCCCGCUCAGCCCAGCCCCGACGGCUCCCAGAGGGCCCACUCGCUGCUGUUUGAGUCCCCUCCAGAUUUCCUCACAGAGUUGGGGGGCAACACGCGGAACUCUCUGCCAAUCACCAUCGAACCUCUCAGGCUGCCAGAAGACGACGACUUCGACAUGGAGGAGGAGCUGCGGAAGAUUCAACCUCAGAGAUUCCCCCGCCAUCACGAUCUGGGGCCCCGCAGCCGCAGGGGUUUGGUGGGAGACCCCAACGUCUGCGUCAUCCCAGAAGGCGGAGGCCCAGGAGACAGCGAGGAGGAGGAAGAGGAGGAGGAGGAGUCUGACUCUGACGGCCCCAUCCUGUACAGAGACGACGAGGAGGACGAGGAGGACGAGGAAGGCCCUCCGAGCGGGCUGGCGAGCCGCGUCAAGAGGAAGGACACGUUAGCCCUGAAGCUGGAGAGACAGGAGCGGGAGGACAGGGACGCUCAGGAGAGCCAGGACAGCAUGAGCUGGCAAAACAGAGAGCAGUGGGAGGCGGUGAGGAACAAGAUCGGCACUGCGCUGACACGGCGGUUGAGUCAGAGGCCGACAGCGGAGGAGCUGGAGCAGAGGAACAUCCUUCAAGCCAAGAAUGAAGCAGAUAGACGGAUGGAGAGAUCUGAGAUCAAACGGAGGCUCACCAGAAAGCUCUCCCAGAGACCCACGGUGGCAGAACUCCAGGCGAGGAAGAUCCUGCGUUUCCACGAGUACGUGGAGUCCACCCACGCCCACGACUACGACCGGCGAGCAGACAAACCGUGGACCAAGCUGACUCCUGCUGACAAGGCCGCCAUCCGCAAGGAGCUCAACGAAUUCAAGAGUUCAGAGAUGGAAGUCCAUGAAGAAAGCAGGAUCUAUACCCGGUUCCACCGGCCGUAGCUGCCCCACUGCUGACCAGUAAGACACUUCAACUAAAGUGUUCAGUCAGUCCACGCUGCAGCCAGCCAGCCAGCCAGCCAGCGAGAGAGCGAGGAGGCACUGCGAACUGAACAUGCGGGGCCCCUCCCGUUUGGUCCAUUUUAUUUUAAACUGCCUGCCUACUAACCCGCUUCCAGCCGAAGACACUACUGUUGAACCGAAAGCCACUCAGCAGUUCUCAGAAAUCGAGCGCAGAGUUCAGGACAGGAGGGAUUUGUCGGAGGUGCCCCGUGCCAACACUAAAAGUGCAAGAACCCCCCCUCUACACACACACACACACACACCCCUACCUUUAUAAGGGGGGGGGGGGGUUGCACAGCUCACUAGAUAGAACUUUAAGGAUAACACUUUGAGGGUUAUCCUCUACUCUGUACUGUACUGUAUGUAUCACACUGUCACCCUCAAAGGGGAACCCCACUUCUCACCUUGCCUUCACCAUAUAUUUUCCUUCCUCCCCAGUGAGGAACACUACGCACAUUUUAAGAUAUCACUGUAGUUUAUACAAGCACUGUAGAUAUAUGUGUGUGAGAGUGUGUGUGCGCGUGUGUGUGCGCGUGCGUGUGUGUACUAUAAAUGUCUAUCUAAAGGUUUGCCACGCAGCACCAGCCUUACUCCUCAUACGAUUUAACACUUUAAAGAGACGGAAAAUGUGAAACAAUGCGGUACAGCAGCAGCAGUGACGACUAACUAGAGUAGAGCCUUCAACCUAAUGUGUGCAUUUUACUGUAUGUCCUCGAUCAUUUAAAUGAUUCUCAUGGAGCACAUAUCACUAAAUAAUUGUAUAAUAAUAAUACUACUAAGGCACCUUAUGUUCCUUAAUUGGGUGUAUAGAAAAUUUAUCUUUUCUUUUUUUUUUUGGAUUAAUAAUUCUAUAUAUGUUUAUAAUUGAAUUAUUCCAGCAGGAAAAUGUACAUAUUUUUAUUUUCCUAGCUGUUUUUAUGGUACUUAAAAUAAAUAAAUAUAUACAGGUCAAUAGAUUGCUGCAAUUGUAUAGAGCACCUGUGUAGAUUUAAUUGCCUGCUGACAUGUUUUUAAUUGUAAAGUAUUUCUCAAAUGUUAUUUCCAACUAGUUAAUGGUACAAAAUGUGUUCCUUUUUUUUUGAUACAGAGAUCUUUAAAACCUUCUUCUUUUUUUUUGCAAACUACAGUCUAAAUGAACAAUCCACUCAGAAAUUAAAAAUAACGUGAUUUACAUUUCAACAUCUGUCUUUUAUUUCCU